GACAGGGUUUCUCUGUGUAGCUUUGCGCCUUUCCUGGGACUCACUUGGUAGCCCAGGCUGGCCUCGAACUCACAGAGAUUCGCCUGGCUCUGCCUCCCAAGUGCUGGGAUUAAAGGUGUGCGCCACCACCGCCCAGCCGGGAAUUCUAAUUUUUAACCCAAUAAAGCUUCCAGAAAAGGAGAUAAAGCAACUGCAUGGCUGCCAUUAAAUACAAGAGGUCUAAUCAUAAAUCUUUAUGGUUUGUGAUCAUUGUAAGAAAUAUGAAAUAUGAGUCUUUUCUAUCAAAUACUACAAAACUUGUGUUUAGGACAAAGACUUAAAGUCUUUUUAUCUCUGCCACCUUGUAAGACUUUUAUGUAAAUAUUUUAAUACUUUUUCACUUCCUAUGUUCCAGUUCUUCUCAGACUAGCCAUUUAAUAAGGUUAUAAGGUCAGACCCCUUCAAUGGGGGAAAGACAUAGCUACUACCUGGGUUAUAAUAAAAAGUAAAUGCCUUUCCUCUCUUGAUCAACAGUCAAGUUUACCUUGUCCAGGCACUUAAAUUGCAGUGGUGAUCUCGUUCUCUGAGACCUUGAACAUAUUUCUAACAUCACUGCAAAGACAGUUGAUUAGGGCAGUUUUGUUGUAAUACAAUGGCAUUUGUUCUGAGUACUUCCCAAGGCUCACAAAAAGUACAGAGGUUUUUGGGAGGUUUAGAAAAUUCAUUUACUUUAAACCCUAUUGGUUGUAGUAUUAAGGCAACUCCAGGUAGUUAAAAGGGAAGUUUAUUUUGUGGGGUAACUUACAAGUAAAGGGAUAGGUUACAGGGUCUGGGAAAGGUGUAGCGCAGUCCAGCGGUGUUGUCUGGAAAACUCUGCUCAAUCUACCUCCAGCAUCCAAGAUCCAGCAACCAAGAGAGCCAGCAUAUCUGGAUCUCAGGUCUUAAGGGCUCCUGUCUCGGCCCCACCUUAUAGGCAUGACAGUUACCAAAGCCUCAAUGGGGGUAGUACUUCCAGGUCAAAGCUGCAGCAGCUACCCACUACAAAACCCUGUUAUUUUAGGACAUUAAACAAGUAACUGAGCCACUGAGAUGCAUAAUAUUUAAUAAAGUGAUUCAGCAUUCCUAAAAGAGUAUUCAAUAACGUCUCCAAAAAAAGAAAUAUACCCCCACCAGGCACAAAAAACCCUGGAGGGUCUCAAGUUCAAACAGAUAAUGAAGACCUUCUUGUUUCAUCUUGGAUGUUAGGCACCCUAUACCCUGCCUUUUCCUUUCUUAUGCCUUUCAAUUGGAAACUUGAGCACUUUCUUUAAGUAACAUGGAAGUUGGUAUAAGACAGAUGGUCAAGGUUAUUUAUAGAAUAAAUGUUUUUAUUCACAGCCAAGCUGUGAAUGUGCCAAGUUAAAUUAGGUAAGCUGGUGAUAAGCUAAGUGCUUUUCUUGUUAGUAACAGCAGUUGUUAAAAAUUCACAGUGGAAAGAUUAAAAUCCAGAGAGGUUACAUCUCACAGGAAAACAGUGCCCUCAGAAGAGGCUCGCUCUGAUUCUAUUUUAGAUCAACAAAUCUUUACCACUCUGUGGUAGCCCACAGAGGUUUCCUAGUGAGAUCUGAGCUUGCUUUACCCAGAAGGACUGUGUAAGAGGAUGAUUGGACCAUGGGCCUGGUUACCAGGUGUUUGGAAGGGUCUACAUUUGGUUGUAUCUAGCAAGGGUGAGGUCUUUGGCAUUGUUAUAAAAAGCCCUUUUGAAAAAGUUUUGGGCCAUUGGGUAUUGAUCCAGGUUUUCCUGAAGCUAUCCUGUGUUUCUGUCUUUUUUUCCUCUGUCAGCUAGGCUUAUCAUUCUAUCUAUCAUUCCUUAUUCUACUCUCCUCCUCAUAGGAACCCUGUAAAAGGUGGGAGCUGGUCCUCCACAGUUGGCACCAGAACUAGGGACUUGGGUGCAGAUGAAGUUAAGUGAGAGUAGGAAAGAACCCCAUGGGAAGCAGUUGGACAUGUCCGGUUUUGUGGUAAAAAUGAAGGUAGGGGUAUUCUAUUCUUUAGGAGUAAAAUUUUAAAUAUAAAGUAGAGUAGUUCAAGUAAAGCUAAAUAAGAAAGUAGUUAAAGUUAGGUUGUAACAAGUAUCUCUGUCUAAAUUUCUCUUUCUCUCUCAAUAUCUACUAAAUUAGGUUUUAAAAUGGUAGUAUAAAUAAGUCAUAGAAAUGUAGGCUUAGGUAUAUUAGGAUAGAAUAGGCUUUAGGUACACAGAUAUUGUGUAGGCUUACUAGGAAGGAACUUAGGGUAGGCUUAGAAUUUCCCUAGUGCUAGAACUGGGAUGCAGAGGGCAGCAUCCAGGACCUGUUAGCUGCUGUGAACUUGGCAGUCUGAGCAGCUUCAGAAACUUCAGAAGCCACCAACAAUGGUGGAUGCCAGAGCCAGCACAAGCAGCAACAGCCAGACAUCGGCAGCAGCCAGACAUCGGCAGCUGAGACCUGAGGGGCAUCAGCACAGUGCAGGUGGCAGAUGCCCAAGAGCCUGUGAGAGCAGUGAGGUUCUGUGUGUUUUCUACCAUGAGGAGCUGUGGUGAAGAGAAUACAGUCAGUCAGGGUACUUGUGAAAGCCUGACUGCCAUAGCUUGAGGCUACACUCAACUGUGACAAGCUGAACAGCAGAAAUACACACCAAGAGAGAGGCAAAUGACAGACAGUGACUUGGAGUGAAGCAGAGACUUCAGACUCCAGCAGUCAGAGCUCCCGGAGUCAGAGUCCCUGAUGUCUGGAGCCCAGCAGAGACGCCUUGGAAGCAGCAGCCAGAUGGGCAGCUAAGACAUGCCCCUGUGUGGAACGGCAUCAAGAACUGCUGAGACUGACACAGCCUGAGCUCCUAGUGGCAGGGUGUGGUUGGAACCAGGGAAUUGCCCUGGGGGCAGCAUUCAGCCAUGCAAGCAAGACAAUGCUCUUGGAGGAGGACUCCCAGCUGAGUAGGUAAUGGAGCCAGGGGUGCAGUGGCCAUAACUGGCUGUGACUGGGUUUCCUGCUGGAGCCAGGGUUGCUGUAUGCAAGCUACAGCUUGUAGUAAUGGGAAAAAUUUUGAGCCCAUGUGGCAAGAGGCAGUUGAGAGUGCUCGGGCCUCAGGACUGGGAUUGUAAAAGCUGAAAUGGAACAGAGCUGACAACUAAAGUCAUUAAGUUUCUGUUUGCUCACUGUGCAGAGAGCUUUUCUGAGGACCUCAUAGCAGCUCAGUUACUAUGGCAGUUACUUCACUCUGAGACAAGGUUCCUAGGAAAGACUGCCAUUAAAUGCUGCUGUAGGCCGGGCGGUGGUGGCACACGCCUUUAAUCCCAGCACUCGGGAGGCAGAGCCAGGCGGAUCUCUGUGAGUUUGAGGCCAGCCUGGGCUACCAAGUGAGUCCCAGGAAAGGCGCAAAGCUGCACAGAGAAACCCUGUCUCGAAAAACCAAAAAAAAAAAAAAAAAAAAUGCUGCUGUAACUGAAAGUGCCUCUGUGGCUGAGAACAAAAGUUUCAGAGAUGCUUGUUUGAGCUAGAAUUGUUAACUGCACAAAGUUUUUGGUUAUGAGUUUCUUCAUAUUUGGAAGACUGGUACCAGAAUUCAUUUUUUGAACUUUUCAGACUUAAGAAAUGAGAUGGAUAGAAGUGAUUCCAUUUCAAUGGGACAGUUUUGACUUUACCUACACAUAUAGACUCUAUUAACUGUGGUGAUUCACAAACUGUUUUGUGUUAAAAAUGGAACUGCUUAAAUGGAGAAUUUUGGGUUUUUUUUUCUCAAGCUCAAGAUGCAGGUUAAAAAAUUAUAAAGAAAAGGAGGAAUUAAUAUUCCUUAGUCUAUUUAAUUUAAUUAAAAUUUUUUUCUUGUUAUUUGAGUGGACUGAUGUUAAUUUGUGUUAAUGUACCCUAUGUUUUGUGUAGUUCUAUUAAGAAAUUGCUUUUGGAUUUUUGUUAAAGUUUUUAAAGUGUUAAUGGUUUAUCGAGAUUAUUGCUUUUGAAUGUAGGUUUGUAGGAAUUGUAAUUGUGUAUAGUCAUAUUUAUGUUAGAGUUAUUAUGCUAACCUAUUGAUACGGAUGCACCAUGGUUUGGUGAAGUUAAGGGAGUAUUUAAGUUUGAUGCGGAUGCAUCAGAAGUUUAUCCUAUGUUUUGUUAGCAAGAAAUGCAAAUGGUUCUAUUAAGAGAUUGCUUUAGCUCUUCCACAGGAGGUCUACACACUGCCAAUUGUACCGCCGCCAUGUCUCUAGUGAUCCCUGAGAAGUUCCAGCACAUUUUGCAAGUACUCAACACCAACAUUGAUGGGCGGCAGAAAAUAGCCUUUGCCAUCACUGCCAUUAAGGGUAUGGGGCGGAGAUAUGCUCAUGUGGUGUUGAGGAAAGCAGACAUUGACCUCACCAAGAGGGUUGGAGAACUCACGGAGGACGAGGUGGAAUGUGUGAUCACCAUCAUGCAGAAUCCACGACAGUACAAGAUCCCAGACUGGUUCUUGAACAGACAGAAGGACACGAAGGAUGGGAAGUACAGCCAGGUUCUGGCCAAUGGUCUAGACAACAAGCUGUGUGAGGACCUGGAGCAUCUGAAGAAGACUAGAGCCCACAGGGGGCUGUGCCACUUUUGGGGCCUUUGUGUCCGAGGUCAGCACACCAAGACCACUGGCCGCCAGGGCCGUACUGUGGGUGUUUCCAAGAAGAAAUGAGUCCCUGGGCCUUUGCUGUUAAUAAAUAGUUUAUAUGCCUGUGGGGAGAAAAAAAAAAGAGAUUGCUUUAAAAAAUAUUUUUGCUAAAGUUUUUAAAGUGUUAAUGGUUUUAUUAAGAGUUUGUUUUUGGAUGUAAGUUUGAAAGAAUUGUAAUUAUGUAUAGUAAUAUUUAAGUUAGAAUUAUGUUAACCUGUUAAUGUUUGGUGAAGCUAAGAGAGUCUUUAAGUUUAAUGCAGUUGCAUCUGGAGUUUAUUGAUUUAUUUGAUGUGGUUGCAUCAAGAGUUUUUUUUUUUUAAUUUAAAAAAGGGCUUGGUACAGCUAAGACUGUUGUAGUCAUCUUAGACCCAUUCCAAAAGGCCAUUCCAUCUUUAUCAUCCUUUACUCCUUUACAAAGGGAGCAGGAGUAUUGCUGUGGUAAUUCCAGUUACUCGCAAGCUCUUAGUGGGAACCUGAGUCAGAGCUACCUAGAGUUAAGCUCUGUACUCCUACUUUAAAAUAUUAAGAAGAGGGACCUGUGGGAUGGUGAUCACACAUUCCACCUCGUCCUCAUUUCCUAAUGAGAUCUUAUCUUGCUUUACCCAGCAGGUGUGCAUAAGAGGAUGAUUGGACCACGGGUCUGGGUAUCAGGUGUUUGGAAGGAUCUAUACUUGGUUGUAUCUAGCAAGGGGGAUGCCUUUUGCCUCCCUUCCCUUGGCAUUUUUUUUAAGAUUUAUUUAUUUAUUACGUAAACAGUGUUCUGCCUGCAUGUGUCCUUGCAGGCCAGAAAAGGGCACCAGAUCUAAUUGCAAGUGGUUGUGAGCUACCAUGUGGUUGCUGGGAAUUGAACUCAGGACCUCUGGAAGAGUAGUCAGUGCUCUUAAUCACUGAGCCAUCUCUCAGUUAUAAAAAAAAGGGCAUUGUUAUAAAAAGCCCUUUUGAAUAAAGUUCUGGACCACUGGGUAUUGACCCAGGUCCUCCUGAAGCUAUCCUGUGUUUUUGUCUUUCCUCUUGGCUAUGCCUAUCAUUCUACCUAAUAUUUCUUAUUCCACUCUCCUCCUCAUAGGAAACCUUUUAAAAAGUGGGUGGCUGGUCUCCCACACCAGUCCCCCCAAGAAAUGAGGAAUUCUCUAUAUCUGAUCCAUGGAAAUAUAUUUUUCAUAUUUCUUCCAGAAGGAAGGAGAGCAUUGAUAAGCAGGAAGAUAAAGGAUGCUUUACUAUCAUUACUCAAACAUCUGAUGAAAUAAAGGAAAGGAACACAGGGACAUGCUGAUAAAAUUUAAAUUCAUCAAGAUGAGAAGGAUAGUAGGAUUAUGUAGUUCUGAGGGAUUGUUUUCUUAUAUUUAAGUUUUCUUUUAAUAUUCUUGACAUCUUUCUAGUAUAUAUUUAUUAUACAAAGUAAUAACUCUCUCUAUUACAUUUACAUAUAUAUUGGAUUUGUUUUCCAUUUAUUUUAAGGCAAAAUAUGGAAUUGCAAUUUCAGCCUCUAUCUUGCUAUAUUAUUACUUGUCUUUGAUUUUCUGCAUUAGCUGCUUGUCUUGUUUCUAUGACAAAAUAUAUUACAAAAUCAUUUUGAGGAAGUAAGGAUUUGCUUUGCUUCACAAUUUCAGAGUGCAGUCGAUAAUGACAGGGAAAUUGUGGUGUCAGGAGCUUGAAGGAGCUGGUCAUAUUGUAGAGAAAAUGAACGUUGGUACUCAUUUCACUUUCUCCUUUUUACAAAGUCAGGAGACCCCAGCACAUGGAACAGUGUUGUCCACAUUUAGGGUGAGUUUUCCCAUUCCAAUUAACUUAAUCUGUACAUCCUUUACAAAUACCCCAUCUCACAUCUGUGUUAAAUUCUAGGUCCUUUCAGGUUGACAAUCAGUAUUAACUACGAUGCUUUCCCAUCUCCAUUUUUUUUGUCUAUUAUCUUUUUUAGUUAAUUACUUUAUUAAUUUUCUCAGCCCCAUCACAUUUUCCCCUCUCUCUCUCCUCUCCUCCCAGUCCCGUCCCACCCCUUCUUCUCCCUCCCAUCCAUUCCUCCUUCUUUCUCUUCAGAAAAAGGCAGGACCUCUAUGCAUAUCAGCCAGCCAUGGCAUAUCAUGUUUUGUUAAUUCUUUGAGAAUUUCAUGAGACAUAUUUUGAUCAUAUUCAUUGCCCUCCUCCAGCUCCUCCUAGAGUUUCCCCUAUCUUUCUCUUUCUUAAACAGCAAAACAAUACAAAAACAUGGCAUGCAGUUUGUGUUGGCUGACUGUUCCUGGAUGUGGGGCCUGCCCUGGAGUGUGGUCAAUAUGCCCAGUGUCAGUCCACUGAAUAAAACUCACUUUCCUUUUCCCAGGAGUUUUCAAUAGUCAACAACUCCUCAGCGUGGGACAGGACUUCAUGUCUACCCCACCUGGCCCAUGCUGGGAUUUUGUCUGGUUUAAGCUUGUGAAGGUUUGCACAUGAUGUCACAGUCUCUGUGAACUUGUAUGUGCAUCUGCCUUGUUGUGUCAGGAAAACACCAUUUCCUUAAAAUCAUCCACCACAUUUGGCUCUUACAAUCUUUUUGCCCCCUCUUUCACAUAGAUCAACGAGCUCUGAGGGGAAGGGUAUGGUAUAGACUUACCAUUUAAGGCUGACCAUUCCAAAGUCUCUUAUUCUCUAUAUGUUGAUCAGUUGCGAGUUUCUGUUUUAAUGUCCAUCUGUUGCAAGAAGAAACUUCCCUGAUGAAGGUAGAGUGAUGCACUGAUCUAUAGCAAUAGGUCAUUAGGAGCUCUUUGUUUAACAGAAUAAUAGUAAUAGGUUUUUCUCUAGGGAUCACAACAUAUAGCUUUGGGUUUGGCCUCACUGACAGGGCCAGGUUUGGGUUCUACAUUGUGCAGUGGUCCUUAAAUCCAAUAACAAAUGGUUGGUUACUUCCAUUCAUGCCACUAUUACAUGAGUGGGCAUAUCUUGUUAGGUAGGUCAUUAUUGUAGCUUAAAGGGUUCCUAGCUGGGUAAGCCGGCACUAUGAACACUAGUCAAUAGUUAUGGAGCUUCAAGUUGAGCACCAUCUAGAUUUCUCCAUGUUCUAUGACAUAAGUUUGUGGUGCAUUCAACAAUGGGGUCUUAUCAUCAAAUUCUGGAGAAUAACUAGUAGUAUUGACCUAUAACAUUUAAUGGUCUCUGCGACCCCAUUGGCAAACAACUAAAAAAAGAUGACACCUACUUCUGGUACUGGAGGUUUUACUUGAUAGCAUAUGAUAUCUAGUUGGGGCAUUAUCUCCCCCCAUUAUGUGUUAAUUUCAUUUAAACUCCUUUUAUGCAUUUUUAUAUAUUUUAGAAAGUUCUACAGUAGUAAGUUUCCAUAUGGCUUUUUAGACAGCCUCUAGUGUUAGUUAUGCUUCCCAUAUUCCUUUCUUUACCCUGACCUCCCAUCCUCCACCCUAUUUAAUCUUUCCUUUUCCAAUUCCCCCUUUAUCCCUUUAGAACACUUUAUGCUAUUUUCCUUUCCUUGGAAGAUCCCCCUUGGCCCCUAUGGUCCUUUACUGGCUACCCAACCUCUAUGGUUAUAUCUAAAACCUAAAAGCUAAUAUCCACAAAUGAAAAGAAGCAAGUCUUUCUGGAUCUGAGGUAUCUCACUCAUAAUGACUGUUUCUAGUUCCAUCCAUUUACCUGCAAAUUUCAUAAAAUCAGGAAUAGUAAUAACAGCUGAAAAAAUAUUCCAUUGUAUAAAUGUACCACAUUUUCAUUAUAUCAUCAUCAGUUGAUAGACAUCUAAGCUGUUUCAAAUUUCUGGGUAUUAUGACUAGAGCAGCAAUAAACAUGGAUAAGAAAGUACUCCUGUAAUACAAUGUAGAGUCCUUUGAAGAUAUGCCCAAGAGUAGUAUAGCUGGAUCUUGUGUUAUAUCUAUUAUCAGCUUUUUAAGGAUUCUAUAGCCUGGUUUCUAUAGGAGCUGUACAAGUUUGCACUCCCACCAGCAGUAAAUAAGUAUUCCCCUUUACUCACAUCUUUGCCAUUUGUCAUAUUUUUUUAUUGAAACUGAUCAUUCUGACUAGGGUAAGAUGAAAUCUCUAAGUAGUUUUAAUUUGUAUUUCCCUGAUGCCCAAGGAUGAUGGGCAUUUUAAAAUUGUUUUUCUGCUAUUUGUGUCUUAGUUACUUUUGUAUUGCUGUGAAGAGACACCAUGACAAAGGUAACUUAUAGAAGAAAGCACUUGGGGGAGGGGCUCGCUUACAGUUUCAGAAGGUGAGUCCAUGACCAUCACAGCAGACAACAUGGCAGCAGGCAGGCAGGCAUGGUGCUGGAGCAGUAGUUGAGAGUUUACAUGUUGAGAAAACAAUAGCAAAAGAGAGAGACAGAGACACAGAGAGACAGAAAACUAACUGGGGAUGUGUGGGCUUUUGAAAUCUCAAAGCCCAUCCCCAGUGCCACACCUCCUCCAACAAAGCCACACUUCCUCCAACAAAACCACACCUCCUAAUCCUUCCCAAAGAGUUCAACCAUUGAAGACCAAGCAUUCAAACAUAUGAGCCUAUGGGGGCCAUACCACAUUGAGGUUUUGUUUUGUUUAGUAAUCUUUAUAGUCUACAUACUAAUACUCUGUCAGAUAUUUAAUGGGUAAAAUUUUCAACCAUUUUACAGGCUGCUUUUUCACUCAAAUGGUGGUGUCCCUGCUGUAUACAAGCUUUUAAAGGUUUCAUGAGGUUUUGUUUAUCAAUUGCUGGUUUAAUUCCUUGCUAUUGGGGUCCUGUUCAGAAAGUUCUUUCCUGUGCCAAUGAAUUCAACUAUCUUCUUUACUUUCUCUCUGUCAGAGUUGGGUAUCAGGUCUUAUGUUGGGGUACUUGAUGCAUUUGGAGCUGAAUUAUGUGCAGGGUGAUAGAUAUGGACGUAGUUUAAUUCUUCUACAGAUAGUUAUACAAUUUGACCAGCACCAUUUGUUGAAGAUGCUGUCCUUUUUCCAGUGUAUAAUUUUGGUUUCUUUGUCCAAAAAAUUGGGUGUUUGUAAUUGGUUAUUGUUGUUUUACUUUUUGGGGGGCCUGCCACCCAGCUCCCAAAUAACCACACAUGGAGGCUUAUACUUUUUUUUUUAAAUAAAUGCCUGGCCUUAGCUUGUCUUACUCAUAGUCAGCUUUUCUUAACUUAAAUUAUUCCAUUUACGUUUUGCCUCUGGGCUUUUUCUUUUUCUUCUGUGUAUCUUAUUUUCACUCUUACUCCAUAGCUAGCUGUAUGGCUGUGUGGCUGUGUGGCUGGCCCCUGAUAUCCUCCUUCUGAUCCCUCUAAUGUGCUUCUCCUUCUAUUUAUUCUCUCUGCCUUCCAGCCCCACCUAUUUCUCUCUCCUGCCUCACUAUUGGCUGUUCAGUUCUUUAUUAGACCAGUCAGGUGUUUUAGACAGGCAAAGUAACACAGAUUCACAGAGUUAAAUAAAUUCAACAUAAAAGAAUGCAACACAUCUUUGCACCAUUAAAACAAAUGUUCCACAGCAUAAACACAUGUAACACAUCUUAAUAUAAUAUUCCACAACAAGGUGUCCACAAGUGUGUGGGCCUAUCUUUGGGUUUUCAACUUUAUUAUACUAAUCAACAUGUCCGUUUUUAUGAGAAUACUAUGCUGUUUUUUUAAUUACUGUUUCUUUGUAGUACAACUUAAAAUCAGGAAUAGUGAUACUUCCAGUAGUUAUUUUAUUGUUCAGGAUUGUUUUAACUAUCCUGUUUGUGUGUGUAUUUUCAUAUGAAUCUUUAAGAUUAUUCUUUCAAUUUCUAUAAAGAAUUGUAUCAGAAUUUUGAUGGGGAUUGAAUUUAAACUGUAGAAUGAUUUUUGGUAAGAUGGCCAUUUUCACAAUAUAGAUCCGACCAAUUCAUGAG
This is a messenger RNA of Peromyscus californicus insignis, 10426 nucleotides long. Its product is annotated as 40S ribosomal protein S18-like. Gene Ontology annotation, biological process: translation. Gene Ontology annotation, molecular function: RNA binding; structural constituent of ribosome. Gene Ontology annotation, cellular component: cytosol; ribosome; small ribosomal subunit. The record is from RefSeq and is a predicted model, not a curated record. Bases 4114 to 4647 code for a protein of 177 amino acids. The transcript has a single exon. NCBI's taxonomy places the organism in Eukaryota, Metazoa, Chordata, Mammalia, Rodentia, Cricetidae.